Galleria mellonella (greater wax moth) is the source of this 1272-nucleotide messenger RNA. Its product is annotated as cilia- and flagella-associated protein 161. Bases 32 to 856 code for a protein of 274 amino acids. Lineage: Eukaryota; Metazoa; Arthropoda; Insecta; Lepidoptera; Pyralidae. The transcript is spliced from 8 exons. Gene Ontology annotation, cellular component: motile cilium. Gene Ontology annotation, biological process: cilium assembly. The record is from RefSeq and is a predicted model, not a curated record.
UGAAAUAAUUUUGAUUCUUUAAUAAUAUACCAUGAGUUAUAAUAAUUCGGUUUUAAUUGGAAAUUGGAGCGAAGAAAGACUUAAAAAUGAGGCGGAGUUCAAACUUUUCUUGCGAAAACGUGACAGGCGCGAAUUGGUGCUGCAAAGAUCGCGAACACUGUUCAGUAAUUUACUGAAAGAAAGGCCCCUUGCAAUAAGUGGUACAUUUGUGCUGUUCGGUUUUAAUGUACAAUUAGUGGCUUCUGAUAUGCCAGCUAAGUUUAAAAGCGAAACUGAUAAGACACAAUAUGGGUUGGCACUAUCGAGUCUUGUAAGCGAGAGGCAAGUGGACUACAUGCAGAAUAUCAACGAUGGAUGCCUCAUGACACUUUCACCAAUUACAACUCCUUGUUGCCGAAACACUUUCGUUAUACUCAGUACUGAAAAUGAAUCUAUUCAUGGAGAAAAAAUGAACUUUGGUGACGAAUUCUUGCUCAGAGCUGAAAAUUAUGGAGAUCCGGAUGCACCUCCACUUUACGUCCGUUUCAUGCCUGAGGCCACCCCCGGUCCACCAGAUCAUAUGCCGAUCCGGUUGAGUGCUACAAAAGACAGCAACUGUCGUUGGACCACUAUGCCUCUAUUACCAACUGAUCGACUUGAGGGUCUUGGAAGUCCUGUGAAGACUGGUGCCAAGGUCAUUGUGAAAAACUGCGUUACUGAUAAAUGUUUGUGUGUUAUGAAUCAGAAUUGGAUGCAAACAUUUUUUGGUCCGGAAUGUGGGGUCACUUGCCGCAACUAUAUAGAUAUUCAUAAGAGGUACACUGCUGAGAAUAUUUUCACUUUGGUGAGUGACGUCGAAACGAAGACCAAGCAAUAAGUGUUUUAUAACAAUUUUUACUUUUUGACGAUUUUGAUAUUAUAAUUGUUUAAAAUUAUUAAUAAAUGUUAUUUAGGCCGGAUCCACACUAUAAUACCGGUCUCAGUUAAUUCUCGGACUGAUCACGGUAUAGCCAGUAAAAACAGUUUGAAAUUCAUUGUGACUGGAAUGGAAUGGAAUAGAACGGGACUGGACUGUAGUAUACACAGGUUUUUUCUUACGUAAUAAUAUUUUACCAGAUCAAGAUAGGAACAAGAACGAUCAGAGACCGGCAUUAUAGUGCGGGUUCGACCUUCUUUUAAUUUUAAUUUUAUUUUUAUAUUUUUUGGUAUCUGUAAUUUCUGGCUAUUUAUGUGAUUGUAUAGCACAUAUAUUAUUAUUUGAUUACAUAAAAGGCUUCUUUAAAUUUUGCUCUA